Lotus japonicus is the source of this 6254-nucleotide messenger RNA. Its product is annotated as DNA polymerase zeta catalytic subunit. Gene Ontology annotation, biological process: error-prone translesion synthesis; double-strand break repair via homologous recombination. Gene Ontology annotation, molecular function: DNA binding; nucleotide binding; DNA-directed DNA polymerase activity. NCBI's taxonomy places the organism in Eukaryota, Viridiplantae, Streptophyta, Magnoliopsida, Fabales, Fabaceae. Bases 103 to 6078 code for a protein of 1991 amino acids. The transcript is spliced from 24 exons. Gene Ontology annotation, cellular component: zeta DNA polymerase complex; nucleus. The record is from RefSeq and is a predicted model, not a curated record.
UUAUAACUACCAAGCGCCAAAAUUUCAUCAGUUUUCAAUUUCCCACUCUUCAUUUCAUCUUCGUGAUUCGAAGAAAGCAAAACAAAAGCGGUGGGAACCAAAAUGUCAGAUUCACAGUCGAAUUCAGAGAUUUUCAGCGUUCGCAUCGUCUCCAUCGACUACUACAUGGCACCGCCGAUCCUCGCCGCUGAUAUCUGUUACAGCAGCUUCCACGGUGGAAAAGUGAAUGAAGUUCCUGUGAUACGAGUGUAUGGUUCAACUCCUUCUGGCCAGAAAACUUGCUUGCACAUACAUAGAGCUUUGCCUUAUUUGUUUGUGCCGUGUUCAGAUAUACCGCUUCCACCAGACCUACAAGGUGAUGUGUACACCUAUAAAGUAGCUGCUUCUCUCGAGAAAGCUUUGAAGCUUAAAGGCAGUGCUGGAUCAAUGAGACAACAUGUACAUGGCUGCAGUCUUGUACGAGCAAAGAAAUUUUAUGGCUAUCAUUCAGUUGAAGAAUUAUUCGUGAAGAUGUACCUAUAUUAUCCUCAAGAUGUCUCCCGUGCAGCUAAUCUUCUCUUGGCUGGUGCUGUUUUUGAUAAAAGUGUACAGCCUCAUGAAUCACAUAUUCCUUUUAUUCUUCAGUUUCUGGUCGACUACAACUUGUAUGGCAUGGGUCAUUUGCACCUGUCAAAGAUUAGGUUCCGCCAUCCCAUACCUGACUCCUCUCGCAAGAAAUUCAACACUGAUAGCCAGCAUAGAAAGGCAGAUUCGGAUGCCAUUGCAUGUUUAGAGUCAAAAUUGUGGAUUUCAUCCAUGAUCCCAUUGGACUGGAUGUGGUCACCUCCUAGUGAAUUUGAUGCUUCAUCAAAUGAUAAGGCUCAUUGUCCAAAACGUCAAAGCAUCUGUGAGCUUGAAGGAGAUACUUCUGUAGAUGGUUUGUCUGGUUUCUUGGCCAUACUGACACACACACAGAUUCUUAAUCAGCAGUUUAAAAUGUACUCAUCUCUCUCUCAAACACGCUCAGAUGUCAACAUGGUUCAGUCACUUGUACCAAUAUGGGAGGAACUGCAGAAACGGACUGGGAUCCAUGGCGCUAUUAUGCCUCCUGAUCCUGGCAAACCACAUCCAGAAGAUGUCAUGAAACUUCUUUCUGUUGGUCUUGACCUUGAUAAAAAACUUUUUGAAUUGUGCAGUGAAGCUGAAACCUCUUUAUUUUGUACUCCUUCUGACAAAUUUAGAGAAACAGACAUAAUAGGCUCAGCAUCACCACCAGCUUCAUUGUGUAAAAAUGCCAAGUUUCGUGAGGAAGGGAUUGACAGUAGUCUCAAAUUGUUGACUGUUGAUGAAAUGCAAUCCUCUGAGAAGAUUGGAACAUUGGACGUAAAGGUUGCUGAUAAAGAUGCACAAAAUCUUCUUAAGUGGCUUGCAACUUCUCAAGCUGCAGAAGAUAUAAACUCUGAUGAUGAACUUGUUUGUGAAACGAUCUUGAGUCCCUUGCUACCUGCUGCAACAAUUGAUGAAGUGCUAGAGAAAGCUAGUAUGACAUAUGAGAGUGAGUCCCAAAAGGAAUGUCAGGAUAUACUUGAUUCAGUUGAUGAUAUGCUUGAGUUGGAACUACCAAAGGAAAAUCCUUCUUGCUCCUCUGAUCACAAUCAUCCUGUUGAAGCUUCAUCAAACAGUAUGAUACCCCAAGUCGAUGGUUCCAAUGAUGAAGAAUUCUCAAGGCCAGGUGCUUCUAGUUUGGCUGGAACCUCUUCUUCUGUAGAUAUAAACAGUGAGAACAAAAGGGCUUCUGGGCACCACAACCAUGUGCGGCAUGAUACCGACACAAGUAAUGUUAGUAAAGAUAAAAAGAAUAAACAGUGGGGGUCUUUGCCUUUUACCAUGACCGGUAAGGUUAAUAAUGAUGGAGAACAUGCUAAUUUAUAUGCGACUCAUCCAUUUGAAAGUGAAACUGGAGGUUACGCUCACUCAGAUUACUUAACCAAAAAUGGGGUUAGAAACAAUGCUUGUAUUUUAAGAAAUAUGUCCAAAGGUGCUUCAGAUUCAAAUGAAGAACAUGGAUUGGUUAGUUGUUCUUUGCGGGACCUGAUGAGGCGAAAGCGAUCUUAUCGAGUGGAACAUGAUGAGUGUGAAUCUGGAACUACCAAAAAGCUUCUUUUAGACAGGCACAAGGGAUCAAAUACAUGCCUUUGGAAAAAACAACUGGAUUUGAAAACAAUGGAAACCAAUGAAGAAGAAACAGAACUCCUGAAAAAUUGUGAUCCUAAAGGGAGCAAUCAUAAUAGUUUAGUUUGUUGGAAACUGCCGCUUCCAUCUGGCAGUGGUAGUUCUUCACAGGCUAGUAUGUCAAAAGAUGAAUGUUCUGAUCAGCAUGAAAUGAAGUGUCUAGAAGCAAGUAUGGUGUUUAGGAACGCCACAAAUGAGGCUUCUUCUUUGAUGCCUGGAGGACUAGAUUUCCAUAAUCUUGAAAAUUUUAAUUUUAUUGACUCCAGUUCCAUCGACCAAUCUGUAGCUUGCUGUGGUAAAAACGUUGGCAAUGCUUAUGCAAAACCUGUAGCUUCUGAUGCCAAUACCCCAAAUCCCAUUAUACCCACUCAGUUGAAAACAGAUGAUCCAAGGAGGUCUCAGCAAACUGUUUAUGCUGCUUCAAGUAGUGUCCAGAGCUACUCCAUUGAUGAUAAAGUUUCUGCCAAAGAUAAUUGCAUGGAUCAAAGUUCUUAUGGAAGCAUGUGUUUUGUAAAACAUGAUCAGACGAAUUUUUAUGAGCAUGCUGUGGGCAUAAGUGCUGCAAGUGACAUGCAGGUGUUGCAAAGUGAAAAGGUUGAUAAUCAAAAGCUUGGCAAAAAAUUGUCGCCUGAGACUAUUGGUUCAGACCCCAUUGUUCAUGACUUGUCCAUUGUUCAUGACUUGAAGGGUAAUCAUGUGAAAUUAAUUGAAAUAACCAGAGGCAAUAACCCUUUGGCUGACAGUAACCUUGAAAGUAACAUGUCAUUGCCAGCUGUCUUUAAUACCCAUUUACAUUUGGAUGAGGACAGCUGUCAUGAAAUGCCAGGGAAUGCUCUGGAUGUUUUUCUUCCUAUUUCUGCAAGGGAUUCCCAGGAAGAGAUUGAAACUCAGAACAAAUAUGUUACAAUUAAAACCAACAGAUCUAAUGGGACAAGGGGUGUUGCUACCCACUAUCAAAAUGAUGGCUCUCCCUUAUACCUACUAACACCAAAUAUUCUGCCUCCUUCCGUAGGUUCUGUGCAAAGAUGGCUACUUUGUGAUGAGAGAGAUGACAAGGAUAAACCUCAAUGUGCAUCUGGACAUCUUAUUGGACCUAAGCUGAAUCAAGAUGCUGGUGCUGAAAAGAAGCCUCUAUGCAUUAACGAAGGACAAACAGAAAGAGUAAAAGCAUGCCUAAAUGACUCACAAGAUAUUUCUCAAAUAUCAGGCCCUGAUGGAAAAUCAAGUUCAACCCCUUUGAGUCAAAAAGGUUUCCGAGACCCUGCAAGUAUUGGCUGUGGACAGCAAUUGACAUUACUUAGUAUAGAGGUUCUUGCUGAAUCUAGAGGAGACCUUUUACCUAAUCCUCAAUUUGAUGGUGUCAACAUCAUAGCUCUUGGUUUUCAGAAUGAUAGCGAUUCUGUUAUUGGAGUUGUUGUUCUUUUGCAUACUAAAUCUGUACCUUUUCAGAGAAGUUUGGAUGGUCUAUCAGGCUGCAAAAUAUUGAUCUUCACUAAUGAGAAGCACUUGUUUAAAGAAUUUAUAAAGAUUGUGUCUUCAUCCGACCCAGAUAUUUUGAUUGGUUGGGAUAUUCAAGGAAGCUCUCUUGGUUUUCUAGCAGAAAGGGCUUCACAUCUUGGUUUAGGAUUACUUAAUAGUUUGUCUCGCACUCCAACUGAUUCUUGUAUUACUUCUGAAGAUAUCAAAACUUCUGAAAAGGGUAUGCUGGAACUAGAUUUCCCUGAUACCCCUAGUGUAGAUUGUGGCGUGCAAGAAAUUUCAAUAAUUGAGGAUGAAUGGGGACGGACACAUGCAAGUGGAGUUCAUGUAGGGGGAAGAAUCGUCCUUAAUGUGUGGCGAUUGGUCCGCGGAGAGGUUAAGCUAAAUUUAUAUUCAGUUGAAGCCGUAGCUGAAGCUGUAUUAAGGCGGAAAAUUCCUUUAAUUCACCAUAAGGUGCUGACAAAAUGGUAUUCAAGUGGUCCUGGACGAGCAAGAUAUCAGUGUAUCAAAUAUGUUGUAGAGAGAGCAAAGCUGAACCUUGAGAUAUUAAACCAACUUGAUAUGGUGAAUCGAACAUCAGAACUUGCUCGUGUCUUUGGCAUAGAUUUUUUUUCUGUUCUCUCACGAGGCUCCCAAUACCGUGUUGAGUCCAUGUUUUUGAGGCUGGCCCAUUCACAAAACUACCUUGCUAUCUCACCUGGAAAUCAACAGGUUGCUUCUCAACCUGCCAUGGAAUGCCUGCCCCUAGUUAUGGAACCAGAGUCAGGAUUUUAUUCAGAUCCAGUUGUUGUACUUGACUUCCAAUCUUUAUACCCAUCAAUGAUAAUUGCAUACAACCUUUGCUUUUGUACAUGUCUUGGCAAAGUCAUGACAUCAAAGGCUAAUACACUUGGGGUUAGUUCAUUUUCACCAGAGCAACAUGUUCUGCAGGAUUUAAAAGAUCAAAUCUUGCUCACCCCAAAUGGUGUUAUGUUUGUACCUAACAAGGUUCGAAGAGGUGUAUUGCCCCGCUUAUUGGAAGAAAUCUUAUCAACUAGAAUAAUGGUAAAACAAGCAAUGAAAAAGUUGUCUUCGUCUGAGCAAGUUCUUCAGCGGAUAUUUAAUGCAAGACAGCUUGCUUUGAAGCUCAUAUCAAAUGUAACAUAUGGUUACACUGCUGCUGGAUUUAGUGGCCGCAUGCCUUGUGCAGAACUUGCGGAUAGUAUUGUUCAAUGUGGCCGCAGAACACUCGAAAGGGCUAUAUCAUUUGUAAAUCUGCAUGAAAAGUGGAAUGCUAAAGUUAUUUAUGGAGAUACUGAUAGUAUGUUUGUCCUUCUUAAAGGUCGCACUAUCAAAGAGUCCUUCCAAAUUGGGGGUGAGAUUGCUUCUGCUAUCACUUCUAUGAAUCCUAAUCCUGUCACCCUGAAGAUGGAGAAAGUUUACCAUGGAUGUUUCCUCCUUACUAAAAAGCGAUACGUUGGGUACAGUUAUGAAAGCCCUGAUCAAAUUGAACCUGUUUUUGAUGCUAAAGGUAUUGAGACAGUACGCAGGGACACAUGUGGUGCAGUUGCAAAGACACUGGAGCAGUCUUUGAGACUCUUUUUUGAGCAUCAAGAUUUAUUGGAGGUGAAGACUUACUUGCAACGUCAGUGGAAGAGGAUUCUUUCAGGCAGAUUCUCCCUCAAAGAUUUUAUCUUUGCAAAGGAGGUUCGCUUGGGUACCUACAGGGCAAGGAUCUCAUCACUUCCUCCUGCUGCAAUUGUGGCUACUAAGGCAAUGAGGGUUGAUCCUAGGGCAGAACCACGUUAUGGUGAGAGAAUACCUUACGUUGUAAUCCAUGGAGAGCCUGGAGCCCGCCUGGUUGAUAUGGUUGUGGAUCCAUUGGAAGUUUUGGCAAUUGAUUCCCCAUUUAGGAUGAAUGAUUUAUAUUACAUUAAUAAACAAAUAAUACCGGCUUUACAACGGGUGUUUGGGCUUGUUGGUGCUGACCUGAACCUGUGGUUCGCAGAGAUGCCCCGCCCCAUAAGGGAAGCUUCUGCAAAGCAUACUUUCACUCCAAAUUCUCAUCGAACCAGAAUUGAUUAUUACUAUCUCUCAAAACAUUGUGUACUGUGUGGUGCGUUGGUCCAGGCAUCAACCCAUUUAUGUAAUCAAUGUUCUGAAAAUAAAGUUGCAGCUGUGACAGCAGUUGUUUGUAAGACUUCAAAGUUAGAGCAAGAGAUGCAACAUCUUGUUUCUAUAUGUCACCAUUGUGGAGGCGGGGAUAGGCUUCUCGAAAGUAGUGUGAAGUGCACGUCCAUUUCAUGCUUGGUGUUCUAUGAGAGGCGAAAAGUUCAGAAAGAACUACUAGCUGCCACUCAUGCUGCUGGUAAAGGCUUCUAUCCGAGAUGCACGGUUGAAUGGUUUUGACUUCUGAAAGCCGGUUCUCCUUCACAUUGUAACAUAUUAUUUACGCAAAAUAGUAUAAAGUAUCUUCAUAUGGCGUUGAGCCAAAUCAAAUCUGUAUGUAUAUUUUUGUCCUGUUGUAAUUGUAAUUAAUCACGUAUAAAAGCUAAGUUAAUCCAAGCAAGUGUGCUUUUCUCUUA